Pongo pygmaeus (Bornean orangutan) is the source of this 5243-nucleotide messenger RNA. RefSeq names its product CRACD like (gene CRACDL). The transcript has 12 exons. NCBI's taxonomy places the organism in Eukaryota, Metazoa, Chordata, Mammalia, Primates, Hominidae. The record is from RefSeq and is a predicted model, not a curated record. The coding region runs from base 1556 to 4558 and encodes 1000 amino acids.
ACCGUCGGACCCAGCGUCCCGCGGAGUAGCGCGGAUUCCGCGUGAUCCCCUCGAAACAAUGCGGACCUCGCCGCUCAUUCUGGCGUUCGGUGACACCCGAGAGUCCCCGUCUGACGUUAGCAUCAUCUCUUCCAGCCCGGGCUGAAGGCGUCCCCUGCGGACUCGUCGCGGCCUGGGCUCCCUGCUGGGACGCGACUCCCGCGCCUCUCGCCUGCCUGGCCCUGGGCGUGCACCGCCGGGGAAGAGGCCGGGACGGGGUCGCCGGGCUGUGCCAUCCGCAGACCGAAGCCGCGGCUCGGGCUCCGGAGGAGAUUCGCUGGGCGACCCCCCAAGGCAGCUCCCUCCGUGCGCAGUCUCCCUAAAUGGACCAGCCCUGUCUUUACAAGAAAAAGGAUUUUAAAAAAAGAAGAAAGAAAGAAAAUAAAGAAAGAAAGGCGAGCGCAGCUGAGACGGCAUCAGCUGCCUUUCUUCCCACACUCGCCGGUGUCACACCCAUGAAUCACCUCCAGACGGGGCGGCAGCUUCCCUAAUUAGCCUGGAGACGCUCAGGACCCACACGGUUAUAAAACAACAACAAUAACAAACUUUUACUUUUAUUCAAAUGCACACUUCCUUCCCUCGGCGCCCACGCCCGCCGCAGGCCACCGACUUCGAGGGCGGAUCCGGAGGUGACCUGGAGUCCCGGGUCCCUCUCCCCGACGCGCGCGGGUGCCCUGGGCCAGUCCCGGACUGACUUGCCGCCCGCUCGGGGUCUCCGGUGCCCCCCGGCCCUCCCGGAGCCCCGACAGCGCCGCUGCGCGGACAGGCCGAGGCGGAUCGGGAGCGGCGUGGACUUGGGAGGGAGCGCUGGGCAGCCGGGCCCGCACCCCGAUCACCCUCCCGCGGGGCGGCCAAGGCCCAGGCCGGCGCCUGCACCCCCCGCCCCGAGGUCUCGGCCCCACUCCGCCGGACCAGCUGCGGAGGCGGCGUUGGGAGCUGCGCGCCGCGGGGGAGGUGCGCGCGGCGGCCGGCGAGGGGAGCUGAGCGGCGUCCGCCCCCGCCGAGCCGAGCGGAGCCGAGCGGAGCCGGCGCGCCUGCAGCUGAGAGCUGGGAGCUGGGAGCGCGCCGGGCGCAGGGCCGGGCCGGCCGCGGGAGGGUAGUGUCAGCGCCCGCGUCCCGGUCUUCGGCCGCAGACCCGGGCUGUCUGGAGGCCGCGCGGCCACCUGCUGCGUCGCCGCGGCUUUGGGCUGGGGCCAGACGCGCACCGCGGCGGGAGCAGCACCGGCUCGCCGCACCCCGCGGAAGGUGCCCUUCUCUGCGCGUCUCGCCGAGCCCGGGCCACGCUCCUGUGCCAGAUGUCUUUCUGGGCACCGAGCAGCUAGGGGACAUGCCAGAGAUCAGACAAAGGAGCGUCACCCAGACUGAGGGCCGGGAGAGCAGGACUUCUGAAUGCAGCAGCGUUUCUUAAUCGCAGGACCACACUCGUGUGUAUGCACGUGGACGCAUAAGUUACUGAUUUUCUGCAUACUCCGUGUUAUGAAUCUGGUGUGCUGAGAUUAGGACACCUGUGACUGAGAUGAUUUCUUUGGCGUCCGUGCAAGAUAAAAGCGAGCUUGACAUGAUUUCCACAAGAGUGAUGGACAUUAAGCUUCGGGAGGCUGCAGAAGGCCUUGGGGAGGACAGCACAGGAAAGAAAAAAUCUAAAUUCAAAACUUUUAAGAAGUUUUUUGGGAAGAAGAAGAGAAAAGAAUCGCCAUCGUCCACAGGAAGUAGCACCUGGAAACAAAGUCAGACGAGGAAUGAGGUCAUUGCCAUCGAAUCUGGGCCAGUGGGCUACGACUCCGAGGAUGAGCUGGAGGAGUCGAGGGGCACGCUGGGCAGCCGGGCCCUUUCUCACGACAGUAUUUUCAUUCCUGAGUCCGGACAGGACGCUACUCGGCCUGUGCGGGUGUUUUCCCAAGAAAAUGUGUGUGAUCGGAUUAAAGCUCUGCAGUUAAAAAUACAGUGUAAUGUGAAAAUGGGGCCACCACCUCCUCCAGGGGGGCUUCCUGCCAAGCGGGGAGAGGAUGCCGGCAUGAGCUCUGAGGACGACGGGCUGCCCAGGAGCCCCCCAGAGAUGUCUCUGCUGCAUGACGUGGGUCCCGGCACCACCAUAAAGGUCUCUGUCGUGUCUCCAGACCACGUGAGUGACAGCACUGUCUCUGCCCGGAUCUCAGACAACAGCCUGGCACCAGUGGCCGACUUCAGUUACCCUCCAGAAUCCUCCUCCUGCCUGGACAACUCUGCAGCUAAGCACAAGCUCCAGGUCAAGCCCCGCAACCAGCGGUCGAGUAAGAUGAGGCGGCUCUCAUCGCGCGCUCAGUCUGAAUCCCUGAGCGACCUGACGUGCACCCCAGAGGAGGAGGAAAACGAGGAGAAGCCACUUUUGGAAGUCAGCCCAGAAGAAAGCCCCAGCUCUGGGCAGCAGGAUGUGGUGCCAGACAGAGGCCCUGAGCCUGGGCCACCAGAGCCCUUGCCGCCACCCGGAGGGGUCCGUGCCAGACGCGCCCGCCUGCAGCACUGCUCGGCGCUCACGGCCAGCAUGGAGGAGGCGGGCGCCCCCGGGGAGGACCCCUCAAGCCGCCCGGCCACCCCGGAGCUCGCCGAGCCCGAGUCGGCCCCCACCCUCCGCGUGGAGCCCCCGUCCCCGCCGGAGGGCCCCCCGAAUCCCGGUCCUGACGGCGGAAAGCAGGAUGGAGAGGCGCCCCCCGCAGGCCCGUGUGCUCCGGCCACGGACAAGGCGGAGGAGGUGGUCUGUGCUCCUGAAGACGUCGCGAGCCCGUUUCCCACCGCCAUCCCUGAAGGGGACACGACGCCCCCCGAGACUGACCCCGCCGCCACCUCAGAGGCGCCCUCUGCUCCCGACGGGCCAGAACACAGUGUCCCGAAGGAAGCGGAGCCGACGCCGCCCGUGCUCCCAGAUGAGAAGAAGGGGCCCCCAGGGCUGGCGCACGAGCCCGAGAGAGGAGGGGAGACCGAGCCCGAGAGAGGAGCGGGGUCCGAGCCCGAGAGAGGAGCGGGGACCGAGCCCGAGAGAGGAGCGGGGACCGAGCCCGAGAGAGGAGCGGGGACCGAACCCGAGAGAAUUGGGACCGAGCCCUCCGCGGCGCCCGCCCCGAGCCCGCCGCCGCCCAAGAGCUGCCUGAAGCACCGGCCCGCGGCCCCCAGCGAGGGCCCCGCCGCGUCCCCGCCGCUUGCCGCCGCGGAGUCUCCCCCGGUGGAGCCCUGCCCCGGUUCCCUCGACGCAGAGGCCGCCGCCCUGGAGCGCCCCAAGGCCGAGCGGGCUGAGGCGCCACCGGCGGGCGCCGAGAGGGCGGCGCCAGAGCGGAAGGCAGAGAGGGGCGGUGCCGAACUGCGAGGCGCGAAGAAGUUCUCGGUGUCCUCGUGCCGAGCGCGGCCUCGUCCGGGCGUCUCCCGUCCGCUGGAACGGGCCAGCGGCCGCCUGCCCCUCGCGAGGAGCAGCCCGGUCUGGAGGAGCGAGGCGGCUCUUGACGACCUCCAGGGUCUCCCCGAGCCCCAGCACGCGAAACCUGGCCCUCGGAAGCCGGCUGAGUGCGGCCCUCAGGACUCGGGGGACAGGGCGGCCAGCCCGGCCGGGCCGCGCAAGAGCCCCCAGGAGGCGGCCGCCGCGCCCGGCACGAGAGAACCCUGCCCAGCCGCCCAGGAGCCUGCCCCGAGUGAGGACAGAAACCCCUUCCCCGUCAAGCUCCGGUCCACCUCCCUCUCGCUCAAAUACAGGGAUGGCGCCUCUCAGGAGGCGAAGGGUGUGAAGAGGUACAGUGCCGAGGUCCGGUUAGAAAGGUCGCUGACCGUGCUUCCGAAGGAGGAGAAGUGUCCCUUCGGGACGGCCCCCGCCCUUCGAGGCGCCAGGGCCCCCAGCGACCAAGGAAAGGGGAAGGCCCGCCCCCCCGAGCCGCUCAGCUCCAAGCCGCCCCUGCCCCGGAAGCCGCUUCUGCAGAGCUUCACGCUCCCGCACCAGCCCGCGCCCCCCGACGCCGGCCCGGGAGAGCGGGACCCCAGGAAGGAGCCCAGGACGGCGGAGAAAAGGCCGCUGCGCAGGGGAGCUGAAAAGAGUCUGCUGCCUGCAGCAACAGGGCCUGGAGCUGAUGGGCAGCCUGCGCCACCCUGGAUCACCGUCACUAGGCAGAAGCGGAGAGGGACCUUGGACCAGCCACCCAACCAGGAAGACAAGCCUGGGGCACGGACCCUGAAGUCGGAACCAGGAAAGCAAGCCAAGGUGCCUGAGAGAGCCCAGGAGCCUGUGAAGCAAGCUGACUUUGUCCGCAGCAAGUCUUUCCUGAUAACCCCUGUGAAGCCUGCUGUGGACCGGAAGCAGGGGGCAAAGCUCAACCUCAAGCAGGGGCUGCAAAGAGGAAUCUCAUUGUCCCAUCAGAACUUGGCUCAGUCUGCAGUGAUGAUGGAGAAGGAAUUGCAUCAGUUGAAGAGAGCCAGUUAUGCCAGUACAGAUCAGCCAUCCUGGAUGGAACUUGCCAGAAAGAAAUCUCAAGCUUGGAGUGACAUGCCCCAGAUUAUAAAAUAGGUGAGCAGUGUGCUGAUAAAGCAUGUUCACUACCCUGAGAAGCCACUUAGUUAAAAACUGCCAGUAUAUCGUGGCAAACAAACUGUGAAACUUAAAGACUGAUUUUAUCUCAAGUUAUGACGAACUUGGGGAAGAGGAAGGAACCAGGCAAAACAAAGAGGAUAAACACACAGCCAUACUCCUGGGCCAGAGGGCCCAGAAACAAGAACAACACUGAAAAAGUCCAGGAACCAGUUCCUGUGCCCAAAGGUACGAAUGUGUCUUUUAGAAUUCCCUUGAUAAAGAAGCCUCAGACAAGGAAGAAAAUAGAAAUGAAAUUGGACACAUAAAUAGGACACCCGGCAAAGGCCAGAAGAGAAGCCCUUCUAGGAGAAGGGACAUCUGUGCUUCCAGCUGAGAUCAGCCCAUGUCUCUGGUCGCUGUCUUGCCUGUGGAUCCUGUCUUCUUUCAUGUUUACUACGAGGCAUGACAUUCAUGGCAAAACAGGGAUGCCAUUUCCAAGAGCAGCUAUAAAACAAUCUGUUUUCCUAACGACAGCCACUCUGAGAAGGAGAUGAAGGAACAUGGCAGGGUUCAUCAAUUCAUAGACUGUUUCCAAAAAUAAUUUUUAAACUUUUCCACUAGGCAUCUGUGUCUUUAACCACUGCACAAUGCAUUGCCUGUUUAAUAAAAGGUUUCAAACAUG